AUGGCCGAUCUCAACGAUUCCUCCCAGCUUGGAUCAGUCUCGCACGCCAACAAUAACAACAACAACAACAACAACAACAACAACAACAACAACAACAACAACAACAACAACAACAACAACAACAACAACAACAACAACAACAACAACAACAACAACAACAACAACAACAACAACAACAACAACAACAGCAACAGCAACAGUCCCGGAAGAACCCCUAAGAAAUUCCUCCGCCAGCAUCGACCUGCGUCGCCGGGAAAAGAUUCCUCAUCAUCACCGUUUAUACCUCCAACCAAUGAUUUUGGAGAGCAUAGCGAUGUUUUCACACAUAAUAAACCAGCAAAGUAUCCGUCGUCGAGUCGGGCAGGCACCAUCGUCGACCAACCGAUACAGGAGGAGAUAGAACUAGACGGAAAAGAUGGCGAGGUCCAUGAUGGCACCGGGAUACCUCCUGAGGGCCAGAAUAAUCCGGCAUCGACAGACCAUGAAUUAGCGGAACGAAGGCAGUCUUUGGACUUCGCGGCUGGUCAAGAGGAUGGCAAUAACGAUAUCUCAGCCAAGGACCGGAAACACUCUCUUUUUAAUAAAUUAAGAGCAUUGGCCGCUACUCCAUCGUUCCCUUCUCAUUCGCGAUCUGCAAGUGUGGCUACGGCUCCUAUAGGAACAGGAAUUGACAAUGGCCCUAUCAACCAUGAUUUACUCACCCCCGGGUCGGAGAGAGGAGAAUAUCCUUUCCCCGAGGCAGCAUCAGACGCCGGAAGUGAAGGAGAUGCAGAUGCAGAGGAAAGUGCAGGAGAACAACGAUUACGUCUGCGCAGAAGAAGAAAAACGCAACGGCCACGACCAACGAAAGAACUUAAAGAACCACACGACUCUGCCCCUGCAACUCCCAGGCCUAAUGCAACAACACCUGGGAUUUUCUCUUUUAAUUCUUUCCAUCCCUCAGAGAUGACGAGACCUAGUCUCUUUCUACGAAGGGCUAACACUGAUAUGUCUGGUCACCUUCGUGACCCUGUUUCAGAAGAUGAAGGUCGAAAUAGACUCAACAUGGAUUCUCAAUGGAGGAAGCGAAGCAAUGCAUGGCUAUCUAGUGCUCGUGGACUGACGUAUAGCGGACGCACGGACACUCAAAAUACAAACAACACCAACAACAGUGCCAACACCGACGAGAGACGGCCUAUGAAUUUCAGGAGGUUGACAGCCUUUGCCGGUCCAAGCGGAGAUCAGGAAGGUAUUAGAGAAGUCUGGAGACGGCACAAAGCCGAAAGGGGAUCGAGUCUUAGUGCGCAAAAAUGGCGCCAAAUCAAAGCUGGAUUGAAAAUGAUUGGACAGAGGCGAAAAGCAGACAAUACGAUAGAUCAUGCCAAGUCUGCAGAGCUAUUGGCAGAGUUGACCUCUGGUAUUCCCGCCGCUUUGAUACUUGCCAGCAUGUUCCAACGUGAUGAGCAUGGGAGUAAACGUAUUCCCAUUUUAUUGGAGCAGCUCAAGGUGCAGAUUACGGAUAGUCGAUUUGAUUCACAUUCUGGAGAUCGACAUCUCGUGUUUCGUAUCGAGUUGGAAUACGGAAGCGGAAUGACUCGCAUGAAGUGGAUUAUACACCGCACCCUAAGAGACUUCGCCAAUCUGCAUUUGAAAUACAAACUGCAAAUUGGAACUCAAAAGUAUAUUCAGUUGAAAACGCAAGAAAGUGGACACUUCCUGCCUCGUUUUCCCAGAAGUGCAUUUCCAUAUCUACGUGGUGUCCGAGGUCUUGAUAGCGAAAGAGAAGAGGAAGACGACGAUGGCGGUGGCUAUGAAACUGGAGCAGAAGCAACCAGCGGUAAUGAAGCUCGUCGCAAAAUGAAGAAACGACGUUCAUCAUUUGCUAUAACACGUCGUCGGUCUAGUACUGGAGUCACUUUGGAAAAUGAUGCAACUGCCGGUGAAGGUGCAGCGACCGCAACAAGCGAGAGGAGAUCUUACUCUGAACGGCAACGAAAGAAACUCGAGAACUAUUUGCAGAAAAUGAUACGGUUCUUAAUUUUCCGCCCUGAUAGCAAUCGGUUAUGCAAAUUUCUCGAGUUGUCUGCAUUAGGUGUUCGAUUAGCAGCUGAAGGUAGUUACCACGGGAAAGAAGGCUUUUUGAUUAUACAAUCGGCUAAAGGUCUUGAUUUCCGAAAAGCUUUGAGGCCAGCCCUGCUCAAGAACCGACAUUCACCAAAGUGGUUUCUUGUACGUCACAGCUAUGUCGUCUGUGUUGAUUCACCAGAAGAGAUGAACAUUUACGAUGUAUUCCUCGUGGAUCCCUACUUCAAACUACAAUCGCAGAAGCUUAGGUUAAGGGAUCAAAAGGCAAAGGAGAUUGCGCGAACAGCCAAAGACUCAGCAGCUCACCCUCAACACCACACGCUGAGACUGGAAAAUUCAGAGCGAAAGCUUCGAUUACUGGCUCGCAAUGAAAGACAGCUGCAUCAGUUUGAAGAUUCUAUCCGGUUCAUGGUCGAGAACACACCGUGGUCAAAACCUAAUCGAUUCGAUAGCUUUGCUCCAGUGCGAAAGAAUUGCUUCGCGCAGUGGCUAGUAGAUGGCCGCGAUCAUAUGUGGCUUGUAUCGCGUGCUAUCAAUCAAGCCAAGGACGUCAUCUACAUUCAUGAUUGGUGGCUAAGUCCCGAGCUGUAUAUGCGACGUCCAGCUGCUAUCAGUCAAAAAUGGAGACUUGAUAGACUCCUGCAAAGAAAAGCGCAAGAAGGUGUGAAGGUUUUCGUCAUCAUGUAUCGGAAUAUCAACUCGGCCAUUCCUAUUGAUUCUGAGUAUUCCAAGUUCUCCUUGCUCGACCUUCAUCCUAAUAUCUUCGUUCAAAGAUCCCCAAAUCAGUUCCGGCAGAACACUUUCUUCUGGGCUCAUCAUGAAAAGUUGUGCAUUGUUGACCAUACGCUUGCGUUUGUUGGAGGAAUCGAUCUUUGCUUCGGAAGAUGGGACACCCCUCAACAUUUACUGACUGAUGAUAAGCCUACUGGAUUCGAGUCACCUGAUGGACCGAAGGAUACGGAUCACUGUCAGUUAUGGCCAGGAAAGGAUUACUCCAAUCCUCGUGUCCAGGAUUUCUAUGAUUUGGACAAACCUUAUGAAGAGAUGUAUGAUCGGAAUGUCAUACCGAGGAUGCCGUGGCAUGACAUCUCAAUGCAUGUCGUCGGCCAGCCUGCCCGGGAUCUCACAAGACACUUUGUCCAGAGAUGGAACUAUAUUCUGCGUCAACGCAAGCCUACGAGACCUACGCCGUUCCUCCUGCCUCCACCAGACUUCAACCCUGCUGACCUUGAGGCUCUGGGCCUUGAUGGUACUUGUGAGGUUCAAAUCCUGCGUUCGGCCAGCAGUUGGUCUUUAGGAACUCCAGAUGUGACAGAGCAUAGUAUCAUGAAUGCUUACGUCAAGUUGAUUGAACAAUCCGAGCAUUUUGUGUACAUUGAAAAUCAGUUCUUUAUCAGUACAUGUGAGAUAGAUGGUAGGAAGAUUGAGAAUCUGAUUGGCGAUGCAUUGGUGGAAAGAAUCAUUCGAGCAGCCCACAACAAAGAAAACUGGCGUGCUGUCGUUGUCAUCCCUCUGAUGCCUGGAUUUCAGAACACGGUCGACUCUGAAGGUGGUACUAGUGUUCGCUUGAUCAUGCAGUGUCAAUAUCGCAGUAUAUGUCGUGGCGAGACAUCCAUUUUCGGUCGCUUGCGUGCGGAGGGAAUUGAGCCUGAGGACUACAUCCAGUUCUUCAGUCUGCGCACCUGGGGCAAAAUUGGACCGAACAAGCAAUUAGUGACCGAACAGCUCUACAUACACGCAAAAUGUAUGAUUGUGGACGAUAGAGCGGCCAUCAUUGGGUCUGCGAAUAUCAAUGAGCGUUCUAUGCUUGGUUCGCGUGAUUCUGAAUGUGCGGCCAUUGUGAGGGAUACCGAUAUGAUCUGGUCGACAAUGGAUAGUAAACCGUAUUUGGUUGGCAGGUUCCCACAUACACUGCGAAUGCGACUGAUGAGAGAGCAUCUCGGCAUCGACGUGGACGAAAUACUCGAUCACGAUCUCUCAGCGGAGGCAACAGGACGCACAAGACGGGAUAGUGAAGUCGACGCCGCUUCAUUAGACAGCCAGGCCAACGGAGGGGUCCAUAACGGAGAGCGAGAGAAACAGGACGAGCGUGAAAUGAUUGAGCGCCGUCACCGGAUCCAAGAUGAAUUCCUCGUUCGAUCUGAAGACAUGCACAGUUUUAAUCAUGAUGUUGACUGGGAACAAGGCAAUAAUCCAAACUUGAAAUCUAGCAGGAAACUCACAGCUGACCCACGAGUGACGGAAAAUGCUGAGCACCGAAAUGAAGUUGCUGGAAACGGCGCGGACCACAUGAAGAUAAGCCUCGAAGCAGGUGUUGGAUUUGGCCGUGACUCGGCUAUAUUGCAGGAUACCACUGAAGUGCUCGUGAACGACGUUGCUGCUGAAGGAAAGGGCACGUUGAGUAAUCCUAGAAAGACGCACAAACCUUCUGAACAAGAACAGCUCCGGAAAGACAGUGCAAAAGAAGCUGUUUUACCUCCUACUCCUAGCCAAAUUGAGCCGGCAUUGGAUGUCCCGGAAACUCCAUUCUCCCGACUUCAACCACUUCCACAGACCAACGAUGCCGACAUUGGGGGUCCAAUGCUUCCACACAAAGAGCCCAAUGGGGUAGGUGGCCAUCCUUUGGCAUCCUCCAUCCGACAACCGUUUGUUGAUGAACACUGCAUGCGCGAUCCUGUGAACGAGACAUUCUACUUUGAUACGUGGCACAAGAUUGCGGAGAAUAACACCAAGAUUUACAGGACUGUGUUCAGGUGUAUGCCGGACAGUGAAGUCAAGUCAUGGAAGGAGUACAAGGAGUAUACGAUGUACGGUGAGAAGUUUGUGGAAGCGCAAAACCAGCAGAUAGAGGCUCGAAAGUCGCAGAGUACGGGCGCCGUCAAUAACAAUCAAUCCGCAGUUAGCAUGGAGACGACUGUUCAGCCAGAAGCAGAGAAGACGGAGAAGACUGAGGGUGUUACUAGUAACGGUGAAUCACAAACAUCUGUGGUUGACGAGAAAGCUGCUCUAAAAGAGACGGAUAUAUCUAAUGAUACCAUCCAGCAACAACAGACAAGAACAACAGACAUUGCAGAAGCUGAAAACGUACCGACUCCCACGGAGGAAAUCAACAAAGAGGCCAGAACCCCUUCAGGCUCCACACCCGGACCAGCACCAGGUUCACAACCUGCAUCAGUCGGAUACUCAGGCGCCUUGAACAUGAACAUGACUCAACCCGGGUCAACUACUAGACGUCGACGAACAGCAACCCGAGGCUCGAGAAGAGAGUUCCAUGCUUCCGACGGAGUGAUUGAUUUGCGUCAUGCAGAGGAGUUGUUGGGUAUGACUCAGGGACAUUUGAUUGCUUGGCCUUAUGAUUGGCUCGAGAAAGAAGAACAAGGUGGCAAUUGGCUGUAUACCCUCGAUCAAAUCUCUCCGAUUGAAAUCUACAAUUAAUCCUAUCCUCCGACUCCUCACUCCUUUCCUACCCUCUCUUUUCUCCUUUACAUUCUUAGAUCCGAUUCCACAAUAACACUCCCACUGUCCUAUAUCCAAAUCCUAGACUACAACUUCUUAAACACAUGUCAAUAUUAAUAAUACCAUAUUAGAGUGGCAUUAUCAUUUU
Messenger RNA from Talaromyces stipitatus ATCC 10500, 5668 nucleotides. Its product is annotated as phospholipase D1 (PLD1), putative. The record is from RefSeq and is a predicted model, not a curated record. Bases 1 to 5499 code for a protein of 1832 amino acids. Lineage: Eukaryota; Fungi; Ascomycota; Eurotiomycetes; Eurotiales; Trichocomaceae. Gene Ontology annotation, molecular function: phosphatidylinositol binding; catalytic activity. The transcript is spliced from 3 exons. Gene Ontology annotation, biological process: cell motility.